Messenger RNA from Megalopta genalis, 624 nucleotides. RefSeq lists its product as uncharacterized. NCBI's taxonomy places the organism in Eukaryota, Metazoa, Arthropoda, Insecta, Hymenoptera, Halictidae. The record is from RefSeq and is a predicted model, not a curated record.
UCGGAUUCGGCGCACACAGGAAUAAAACAAUCGAAAGUGGUGUUAACGACAAAGUUUCUUUCUCGACGACGUUGUGCCAAAUCCAUCGAACGCGCCCGGGAAUUCUCUGACGGAAGGAUGUUGAAGACUUUGGUAAUCGCCGGGCUGUUCGGAUCCAUUUGUUGCGGCGCGUUGACGAACGCUGCUCGCACGGCGAAUAGUUUCGACACGCAGAAGCUUUAUCCAGUUGCUUCCAGAACUUUCCCAGGAUUCAACGACAUAUUCGCCGAUUUCCAAAGAAAAAGUUAUUACACCGGUCAGGCGACUCAGACGUCUAUGGCUCCUGCCUACUAUCCAAUUUUUGAUCCUUUGAGCGUGCUGGCGUCGUUGGCGUUUCUGGCGUUCUUGCUCCAGUCGAUCGCAUCGUUGUACGAUCAUUCGAGAUCAUUGUCGUCGACGACAGUUACAGCUCGUCAGUUUAUGGAAGUCGAGAUGUUGACGUUGGUUACGCAAGCGCUCCAUGCUUUAGCGAAAUACGAUAAAAGUCACAAAGGGAAGUUGUCUGCGAAUGCAAAACGCGGCGCGAACAAGACGGUGUAAUUGACGGAAAAUUUCCGAAUAAAAUGGUAUCUGUUACAAGCGUAA